Messenger RNA from Gadus chalcogrammus (walleye pollock), 572 nucleotides. It is a transcript of the gene ccl25b, whose product is annotated as chemokine (C-C motif) ligand 25b. Gene Ontology annotation, molecular function: CCR chemokine receptor binding; chemokine activity. Gene Ontology annotation, cellular component: extracellular region. The record is from RefSeq and is a predicted model, not a curated record. Gene Ontology annotation, biological process: positive regulation of ERK1 and ERK2 cascade; positive regulation of GTPase activity; monocyte chemotaxis. NCBI's taxonomy places the organism in Eukaryota, Metazoa, Chordata, Actinopteri, Gadiformes, Gadidae. Bases 19 to 507 code for a protein of 162 amino acids. The transcript is spliced from 4 exons.
GCAACAAAGCCACUCUGCAUGUGUGCAAUCGUCAAAAGAAAAAAGUUGGGACCAUUUCAACGUGGGGUAAUAGAGCAUCAACAGCCAAAUAAAACCAGAGGGAGGGAUAAGUCUCUCUUCCCUUUCUAUUUGACAAGCUCCUCUUUUGUUGCGAGUUCAUUCUUCUGUGAGGUCUGCACAACAGCUAGAGACAUGAAGUCUGCACUGCUGAUCAUUCUGCUCUUCAGCACCUACAUGUUCAUAAGUACGGCACAAGGCUCUUUCGGUAACUGCUGUCUGGGUCACGUUUCCAAAAUCAAACCAAAAGCGAAGAGUAACAUCCAGAGCUACAGGCGGCAGGAAAGCGAUGGCGAUUGCAACAUCGAGGCUAUCGUAUUCUUCCUGAAGAAGAGGCAGUCGCACAAGAAACAGAGAACCGUCUGUACAAAUCCAGAAGACAAAUGGGUGCAGGAUCUAAUCAGAGAUCUUGAUAGAAGUGAAUAUAGAAAACAGAAGUUGGGAAGAUAAGCGUUGGAGAAAGAAGAUAUUGGGACCAAGAAGAGCUCUGGGUCGUGUUCCUCUAAGUAACCCUG